Messenger RNA from Malassezia sympodialis ATCC 42132, 891 nucleotides. RefSeq lists its product as uncharacterized. Lineage: Eukaryota; Fungi; Basidiomycota; Malasseziomycetes; Malasseziales; Malasseziaceae. The transcript is spliced from 2 exons. The record is from RefSeq and is a predicted model, not a curated record. Bases 1 to 891 code for a protein of 296 amino acids.
AUGGUCACCAGUGACGAGCCGUGGGGGCUCGAGGAGAUCUGCGACAAGAUUCAUGCGCGUGCUUACACGAAGGAGAGAAUCUCACUCGAAGGGCUAAGUGAGAAGAAAAAGCAAACGCUUACGCACGUCUUGCGCAGCCUUCUGUCGGAGCGCGAGGAGGAAGUGCUCGUGCGGGAGCAACUGUUGGCGCGGCACCGCACCUUGGAGCACAAGCUCGAGCAACAGGCACAAUCAUCGCUCGUGAACGAGCAACGACAGCACCGUGCGACACAUGAGCAGCUGCAGCGCACGUCGCGGCAGUUGAACCAGGUCAAGGUUGCGGCGGUGCAACACCGUGCGGCAACGGAACGACGCUCAGAGCGACUCAAGGAGCGCCUGGCUACCGUCACACAGUCCCAGCUCAAGGCGCUGGUCCCGGACAUUCGCAUUGCGAGCCCGGCCUUUGUGGCGCGUGCAAGUGAAUCAGAGUCGAUGUCUAUGGAGGAGUCACAGCGAAAGGAGGCCGAGAAGCGGAAUGCAGCCUUGCUAGAGACGACGCUGGCACUCAAGCAAUUGGCCCUAGAUGCGAUGAUCACACUUAACGAGGCCGUUGUGCGCUUGCGCAAGAUCCUCGACGUGGAACAGGUGCCAGCGCACCGCUCGCUGCGCCGCGUGCGCUCUCGCCCAUCGAUUGGUGAGCUCGAGGUGCACCAGGUUUUCCCCCCGCUGCGUCCGCUGGUGACAGACGAUACGGAAGAUACGCAUCCCGCGCGCAAGACCUUGGCCGAGCUGUCGGCGACAUUGCAGACACAUGUGGCUGAGCUGUCGCAAUGGGCGGCAUGGCGGCAUGCCUCCAGCCAUUCGACCGGCGACGAGCCAGAGGAGAAGCGGCGACGGAUAGGAGAAUCGUAG